This is a messenger RNA of Scleropages formosus (Asian bonytongue), 2760 nucleotides long. RefSeq names its product kinesin family member 2a (gene kif2a). Gene Ontology annotation, cellular component: microtubule. Gene Ontology annotation, biological process: microtubule-based movement; microtubule depolymerization. Lineage: Eukaryota; Metazoa; Chordata; Actinopteri; Osteoglossiformes; Osteoglossidae. The record is from RefSeq and is a predicted model, not a curated record. Bases 139 to 2427 code for a protein of 762 amino acids. The transcript has 21 exons. Gene Ontology annotation, molecular function: microtubule binding; microtubule motor activity; ATP binding.
CUCCCGGUUGCUUCUCUCUCUCUCUCUCUCGCGCUCUCUCCCCCCCUCUUAACCACCUCCCGGUUUCUCGCGCCGAGCAGCGAGGAUAUUUUCAAAUAAAGACGGCAGACAGCGUUCAUUACGUCCCACCCAUGAAGCAUGGCAGCUAAUUUCGGCAAGAUUUUGAUCGGGAUUUAUGUGGAGAUAAAGCGGAGCGAUGGCCGAAUCCAUCAGGCAAUGGUCACGUCUCUGAAUGAAGACAAUGAGAGCGUCACAGUGGAGUGGAUAGAAAAUGGAGACACCAAAGGCAAAGAGAUUGACUUGGAGAGUAUAUUUGCACUGAAUCCAGAUCUGGCCCCAGGUGAAGAAAGUAUCCCAAGCCCUGAAACCCCACCCCUGCCCUCACAAACCUCAGUGAAGGUUAAUAAGAUCCCCAAGAACCGACGAACUAUAGCGCCAUCUAAAAAUGAUACCCCAUCCAGGGACAACAGAGCAGUGGGAUCCACUCGAGCCCGGCCUGGCCAUCAGCAGCCCGAGCCAGUGCCGGCCCCACCUCCUCCUACCCAGAUGCAGACACAGUCGCAGUCACAAUCGCAGAGCCAGCUGCAGCAGCAGAAUGGUAGUAUCACUGACAUGUCGCCGCCUCAGCCAGCAAAAAAGGAAUUUGGAAUCCCCUCGCGGAGGAAGUCUAACUGCGUGAAGGAGGUGGAGAAGUUGCAGGAGAAGAGAGAGCGGCGGCGACUCCAGCAGCAGGAGUUGAGGGAGAAGAGGGCACAGGAAGUUGAUGUCACGAUUCCCAACUAUGAAAUAAUGUACAUGAUCAGGGACUUCCGAGCAAGCCUGGACUACCGACCUUUAACCACAGCUGAUCUUAUUGAAGAACACAGGAUAUGUGUAUGUGUACGUAAACGCCCCCUUAAUAAAAAGGAGCUCUCCCUGAAAGACCUGGAUGUCAUAACCAUACCCAGCAAGGAUGUGGUCAUGGUGCAUGAGCCCAAGCAGAAGGUGGACCUGACGCGCUACCUGGAGAACCAGACCUUCCGCUUUGACUACGCCUUUGAUGACAGCACUACUAAUGAAAUGGUUUACAGGUUCACAGCCAGGCCUUUGGUGGAGACCAUCUUUGAACGGGGAAUGGCCACAUGUUUUGCCUAUGGACAAACAGGAAGUGGGAAAACGCAUACUAUGGGAGGUGAUUUUUCUGGGAAGAAUCAAGACUGUUCAAAAGGAAUCUAUGCGCUGGCUGCUCGUGAUGUUUUCCUCAUGCUGAAGAAACCCAACUACAAAAAACUUGACCUGCAGGUCUACGCUACUUUCUUUGAAAUUUACAGUGGAAAGGUAUUUGACUUACUGAACCGCAAAGCCAAGCUGCGUGUCCUUGAAGAUGGCAAGCAGCAAGUUCAGGUGGUGGGGCUGCAGGAACGCGAGGUCAAGUGCACCGAGGAUGUGCUUAAGCUUAUUGAAGUUGGAAACAGCUGCAGGACAUCUGGUCAGACCUCAGCCAACGCACACUCGUCCCGAAGCCAUGCUGUCUUCCAGAUCAUUUUGAGGAGAAAAGGGAAGAUGCAUGGGAAGUUCUCUCUCAUUGACCUGGCAGGCAAUGAGCGAGGAGCCGAUACCUCCAGUGCAGACAGGCAGACGCGCCUGGAGGGAGCAGAGAUCAACAAGAGCCUCCUUGCACUUAAGGAGUGCAUCAGGGCACUUGGCCGCAACAAACCACACACACCAUUCCGAGCCAGUAAGCUGACACAGGUCCUGAGGGAUUCCUUCAUUGGCGAGAACUCGAGAACAUGCAUGAUUGCGACCAUCUCCCCGGGAAUGGCGUCCUGUGAAAACACACUGAACACGCUACGCUACGCUAACAGAGUAAAGGAGUUUGGGAUAAGUCCCUCCGACAUCCCUUUCUCUCAGGGGGGCGUCAGUCGAUCAGAGCACUCCCCCACCUAUGAGUACGAUGACUUUGCCACUUCACCCAGCAGAGUGAAGGAGCUCACUGUGGACCCCAGUGCGGUUGAGGGUCGCCCCAAUGUUCAUGCCGUGAACCAGCUGGACGCUCUGGAGGCACAGUGGGGGGUUGGCAGCUCCCCCCAGCGAGACGACCUCAAACUGCUCUGCGAACAGAAUGAGGAAGAAGUCUCCCCUCAACUCUUCACCUUCCAUGAAGCAGUCUCGCAGCUGGUGGAGAUGGAGGAACAGGUUUUGGAGGACCACCGGGCAGUCUUUCAGGAGUCGAUCCGGUGGCUGGAGGAUGAAAAGGUGCUCCUGGAAAUGACUGAAGAGGUUGAUUACGAUGUGGAGUCUUAUGCCACUCAACUAGAACAAAUACUGGACCAAAAAAUUGAGAUCUUGACUGAGCUCAGAGACAAAGUGAAGUCUUUCCGCUCUGCACUUCAGGAAGAGGAACAGGCCAGUAAGCAGAUUAACCCCAAGCGGUCACGUGCCGUCUAAAGAUGAAUGUCUGUGUCUGGUAAAGGCACAUAUGUAGGAAACAUGUCCACUGAAUGCUUAAUACUGUAUGUUUGGUCAUAACUGGUUGUGAAGACAGUGCUGUCCAAAAGCAAAGGAAAAUGUAACAAAGAUCUGAUAAAUCCCCCCCCCCCCCCGGACAAUUUUUUUAAAAAAAAAUGGUUCUUGUGAGGAAAUCUGUGUUGAAGAUUGGUGGGAUUUUGUCUGGGCAUCCUCAGAAAUAUAAGGGGGAAGUGCUUUUUAAACUGCUUCAUUUUAAUAAGGAUAAAAACAUUUCUGGCUGUUUUAUUUCUUUUGGCAAGAAAAAAAAAAAAA